AGUUCGGUUUUAUGCUUGUCUUUCCUACAGGUCUGAAAUAAACAUCCCUUGUGGUGACCCAGGAACAAGCAAAUCACAGCUGUUGCAGUAUGUGUACAACUUGGUGCCCCGUGGCCAGUACACAUCAGGAAAGGGCUCCAGUGCUGUAGGUCUGACUGCUUACGUCACCAAAGACCCAGAGACUAAGCAGCUGGUCUUACAAACGGGUGCCUUGGUGUUGAGCGACAAUGGAAUCUGUUGCAUUGACGAGUUUGACAAGAUGAGUGACUCAACAAGGUCAAUUCUUCAUGAAGUAAUGGAACAACAAACUUUGUCAAUUGCUAAGGCUGGAAUAAUAUGUCAGCUGAAUGCACGGACGUCAAUUCUGGCCGCUGCGAAUCCAGUGGAAUCUCAGUGGAACUCUAACAAGACUAUAAUUGAAAACAUUCAGCUGCCACACACUCUGCUGUCCAGGUUUGACCUUAUUUUUCUGAUGCUGGAUCCACAAGACCAACGCUACGACAGGAGGCUGGCCCAACAUCUUGUUUCUUUGUACUACAAGAAGCCAGAGGAAGCAGAAGAAGAGCAAAUGGAGUUGGGGCUGAUGAAGGACUACAUUGCGUAUGCACGGACCUAUGUGCAACCACAAAUGAGUGAGGAGGCUGGCCAAGCCCUCAUAGAAGCCUAUGUGGACAUGCGACGAGCUGGUAGUGGUCGUGGCCAAGUGUCUGCCUACCCUCGCCAACUGGAGUCCCUGAUACGCCUUUCUGAAGCACAUGCUAAAGUCCGUUUCUCUGAUGUUGUUGAAUUGGUGGAUGUUGAAGAAGCCAAAAGGCUACACCGAGAAGCUCUCAAGCAAUCAGCCACUGAUCCUGCCUCUGGAAAGAUUGAUAUCUCUAUUCUUACCACUGGAAUGAGUGCUUCAUCUCGUCAGAGACGUGCACAGAUGACAUCUGCAUUGCGCAAAAUGCUCGAGACAAGAACCAAGGCUCAGAGCCUUCCAUACAACAAGGUCUUUGCUGAUUUUAAGAGCCAAUCAGAUGUGAUGAUCACACGAGAGAUGUUUGAAGACACCUUGAAAGACUUGCAGGAUGAUGGUUUCCUUGUUGUUGUUGGGAAGACAUCUAUUAAACUUUGCUAACCGGAGACCAUUUAGAUGAAA
Molecule: messenger RNA, 1141 nt
Organism: Rhipicephalus microplus (southern cattle tick)
Lineage: Eukaryota; Metazoa; Arthropoda; Arachnida; Ixodida; Ixodidae
Gene: dpa
Product: disc proliferation abnormal
Biological process (GO): double-strand break repair via break-induced replication; DNA replication; DNA strand elongation involved in DNA replication
Cellular component (GO): nucleus; MCM complex
Molecular function (GO): single-stranded DNA binding; ATP hydrolysis activity; single-stranded DNA helicase activity
Source: RefSeq, a predicted model, not a curated record